Pangasianodon hypophthalmus (striped catfish) is the source of this 1050-nucleotide messenger RNA. Its product is annotated as putative proline-rich protein 21. The transcript has a single exon. Lineage: Eukaryota; Metazoa; Chordata; Actinopteri; Siluriformes; Pangasiidae. Bases 1 to 1050 code for a protein of 349 amino acids. The record is from RefSeq and is a predicted model, not a curated record.
AUGUCUCAUGUUAUUUUAUUGAUUAUUCACCCAAUCUGUAAUUUGUUUAAUCUGUCAUCUUCAUCACUGCAUCUUCAUCACUGCAUCUCCAUCACGGCAUCUUCGUCACGGCAUCUUCGUCACUGCAUCUUCGUCACGGCAUCUUCGUCACUGCAUCUUCGUCACUGCAUCUUCAUCACGGCAUCUUCAUCACUGCAUCUUCCUCACGGCAUCUUCAUCACUGCAUCUUCGUCACGGCAUCUUCAUCACUGCAUCUUCGUCACGGCAUCUUCGUCACUGCAUCUCCGUCACUGCAUCUUCGUCACUGCAUCUUCGUCACGGCAUCUUCGUCACUGCAUCUUCGUCACUGCAUCUUCAUCACGGCAUCUUCGUCACUGCAUCUUCGUCACUGCAUCUUCAUCACGGCAUCUUCGUCACUGCAUCUUCAUCACGGCAUCUUCGUCACUGCAUCUUCAUCACUGCAUCUUCGUCACGGCAUCUUCAUCAUUGCAUCUUCGUCACUGCAUCUCCGUCACUGCAUCUCCAUCACUGCGUUCUUCAUCACUGCAUCUUCAUCACUGCCUCUCCAUCACGGCAUCUUCGUCACUGCAUCUUCAUCACUGCAUCUUCGUCACUGCAUCUUCAUCACUGCAUCUUCAUCACUGCCUCUUCAUCACGGCAUCUUCGUCACUGCAUCUUCAUCACUGCAUCUUCGUCACUGCAUCUUCGUCACUGCAUCUCCAUCACUGCCUCUUCAUCACGGCAUCUUCAUCACUGCCUCUUCAUCACGGCAUCUUCGUCACUGCAUCUCCGUCACUGCAUCUUCAUCACUGCAUCUUCAUCACUGCAUCUCCAUCACUGCCUCUCCAUCACUGCCUCUCCAUCACGGCAUCUUCGUCACUGCAUCUUCAUCACUGCAUCUUCGUCACUGCAUCUUCAUCACUGCAUCUUCGUCACGGCAUCUCCGUCACUGCAUCUUCAUCAAGGCAUCUUCAUCACUGCAUCCGGCAUCUCCGUCACUGCAUCUUCAUCAAGGCAUCUUCAUCACUGCAUCUUCAUCACGGCUUAUAG